Aureococcus anophagefferens is the source of this 613-nucleotide messenger RNA. RefSeq lists its product as hypothetical. The annotation marks the transcript as partial. The record is from RefSeq and is a predicted model, not a curated record. NCBI's taxonomy places the organism in Eukaryota, Pelagophyceae, Pelagomonadales, Pelagomonadaceae. The transcript has a single exon.
CUCGCUCCGCGGCUUCGCGCUCGACGCCGCGCCGCUCGACGUCGCGCGGACCGUCGUCGAGGCCCACUGGCGCCUCGACGACUGGGCCCACUGCGUCCACGUCGUCGAGCCGCGGGCCGAGGCAACGGAGCCGGCGGACGCCGCGGGGAGCGACGGCGACGCGUGCGCCGUCGCGGUCAUCGACUCCGAGUGCUUCGGCGGGAGCCUGCUCAACCGGCGCGUGCUCCCGGCCCUGCGGCAGCUCCGCAACGUCGGCCUGCUCCGGUGGGGCGGCUGCCGCGCCGUCGUCCCCCAGCGCGCGCGCCUCGUCGCCGCGCUCGCGGUCGUCGGCGCGCCGCCCGUGGCGCUCCCGUCCGGCGCGACGCUCGACGUGUCCGCCCUCGACGGCCUGGACGCGGCGGACGCGCACGCGAGCCUCCGGGGCGGCCGCGCGGUCGAGGCGGACCUCGCGGCGGCGCUCGCGGACGGCACCGUCGCGCUCGUGACGCCCCCGGCGACGGUCUUCGUCGUCGACUUCGGCGUCGAGCAGCUCCCGGGCCCCGGCGACGCGAGGACGACGACGCUCGACUUCGUCGUCGCGGCGGACGCGCCCGCGCGCGGCGCGCUCGCCGUC